Schistocerca gregaria is the source of this 2136-nucleotide messenger RNA. RefSeq lists its product as uncharacterized. The transcript has 2 exons. Gene Ontology annotation, cellular component: cytosol. The record is from RefSeq and is a predicted model, not a curated record. Gene Ontology annotation, biological process: pentose-phosphate shunt. The coding region runs from base 49 to 2061 and encodes 670 amino acids. Gene Ontology annotation, molecular function: transketolase activity. NCBI's taxonomy places the organism in Eukaryota, Metazoa, Arthropoda, Insecta, Orthoptera, Acrididae.
AGUUUUAGUUUUCUUUUGGUUGAGUAUUUGAGAGGCUGCCAACGGACCAUGAAUUCGAAAGAGCGAGAGAGCAUCAACACGUUGCGCAUUUUGUGCGCUGAUAUGGUGCAGAAGGCGAACAGUGGACACCCCGGGGCGCCGAUGGGUUUGGCCCCCAUAGCGUACGUGCUGUUCGCCGAGGUGAUGAAGUACAACCCGAAGAACCCGGAGUGGCAAAACAGAGACCGUUUUGUGUUAUCGAAUGGACACGCGUGUGCAUUGCAAUAUGCGUGUAUGCACCUAACUGGGAACGAGUUUUGGAGCAUGGACGUGUUGAAGAGCUUUCGCCAGUUGGACUCGCCGGCGUGCGGGCACCCCGAGAGCGAGAACCCGGGCAUCGAGAUGACGACGGGCCCGCUGGGUCAGGGGGUGGCCAACGGCGUUGGGCUGGCGAUGGCCGAGAGACAUUUGUCCGCGGUGUACAACAGGCCCGGACACACCAUCGUGGACAAUUACACCUACGUCGUUUGCGGCGACGGGUGCAUGCAGGAGGGCGUGGCGUCCGAGGCGAGCUCUCUGGCCGGGCACUUGGGCCUGGGAAAGCUGAUUCUGAUCUACGACCAGAACUACGUGACGAUCGACGGUCACACGGACCUGUCCUUCACGGAAGACGUCAUGAAGAGGUACGAGAGCUACGGGUGGCACACGCAGUACGUGGACGACGGAGACGAGGACCUGGACAAAUUUCGAAAGGCAAUUCAAGUCGCAAGAGAGACGAGCGACAAGCCAUCGCUCAUCGCGGUCAAAACCACGAUAGGGUACGGGUCCUCGAAGCGCGGCACCGAGAAGGUGCACGGCUCGCCCCUAGGGGAGGAGGAAUUGAAGAACGUGAAGAAAAAAUUCGGAAUGGAUCCGGAAAAAUACUUCGCAGUACCAAACCACGUGUACGAGGCGUGGGACCGCACGGAGCAAGGGAGGGAUUGCGAGCAAAAAUGGAACGAGGCGUUCGAGUCGUACCGCAAGGCGCAUCCGGAUCUCGCCGAGGAAUUCGAAAGGCGAAUGUCGAAGAAGCUGCCAGACGGCUGGGAAAAAGUCUUGCCAACAGACUACAAAGUGGGCGGUCCCUCCGUCUCAACGAGAAAGGCCAGCGGGGAUUGCAUCAACGCCUUGAGCAAGGUCCUGCCCGAAAUAUUUGGCGGUUCUGCCGAUUUAAACCCAUCAACCUUCACCUACUUGAAAGACUACGCUCCUUUCCAAAAAAACAGCCCAGAAGGAAGAAACGUUCACUUCGGUGUUCGCGAACAUGCCAUGAUGUCCAUUCUGAACGGACUCGCCACCUAUAACGGAAUCAUCCCAUACGGAUCGACCUUCCUAAACUUCCUCGGAUACUGCCUCCCCCCACUGACUCUGUCCGCGGAAUCCCACAUCCGCACCCUCCACAUAUUCACCCACGACUCCAUAGGCCUGGGAGAAGAUGGGCCCACCCACCAACCUGUCGAAAAAUUCAUGAUUUGUCGCAUGACACCCCAUCUUGUGUUCAUUCGACCCUCCGACGGUACAGAAACCACCGCCGCAUACAUCGCCGCCAUUCGGCGUACAGACAGGCCAGUCGCCUUCGCCCUGUCUCGCCAGAACCUGCCUCAAAACCAAGGCUCCUCCAUUGACGGCCUCCUUCACGGCGCGUACGCGCUCAACGACGUGUCUUCUCCUCAACUCAUCCUCGUCGCCACCGGCUCCGAAGUUGAAAUCGCCCUCAAAGCCGUCAACCACCUUCAAGACACUCGCGUCCGCGUCGUCUCCUUCCCCUCUUGGGAACUCUUCGAAGACCAAGACCAAUCGUACCGUGAACACGUGUUCCCACCAAACGUCCCCGUCCUGUCCAUAGAAGCCGGCACGCCCAUCGGGUGGGAGCGAUAUGCUCACGCCUCUAUCGGCAUCAACCACUUCGGCGCCUCCGCCCCCUCCUCUAAACUCUACGAAAGAUUCGGAUUCACCCCAGAAAAUAUCGCCAACAAAGCCAAAUUGCUCCUUCAGCACUACUCCACUCGCCCCGUCCCCCACCUAGUCUCUAGACCCUUCUAACAUCCCCCCCCUUCUUCCGGUUUUUAUUUUUUUUUCCCCCCUAAAUAAAUGUACCAAAAACCAUCUCUGUACCCA